Hermetia illucens (black soldier fly) is the source of this 524-nucleotide messenger RNA. RefSeq names its product vesicle transport through interaction with t-SNAREs homolog 1B (gene Vti1b). Lineage: Eukaryota; Metazoa; Arthropoda; Insecta; Diptera; Stratiomyidae. The coding region runs from base 113 to 454 and encodes 113 amino acids. Gene Ontology annotation, cellular component: endoplasmic reticulum membrane; Golgi apparatus; ER to Golgi transport vesicle membrane. Gene Ontology annotation, biological process: Golgi to vacuole transport; intra-Golgi vesicle-mediated transport; regulation of protein localization to plasma membrane. The transcript is spliced from 2 exons. Gene Ontology annotation, molecular function: SNARE binding; SNAP receptor activity. The record is from RefSeq and is a predicted model, not a curated record.
AAGUGAUUUGUCAAUCAUAUGAUGAUUAGGAAUCAAAUGAUAUAAACACAGUGCGACUAACACAUUCCGUGGAAUUAUCUACAUAUGAAGUGCUUCUCUGUUUUUUGAUACAAUGGAUUCAGAUUACAACUGGAAUGACCACAGCCGUCGAAUUGUCAUCGAAAGCCGGGAGGCGCUAGAAAGGACGUCAGCCAGUCUUGCACGAUCAAAUCAAAUUGCUAUCGAAACGGAACAGAUCGGAACGGAAGUACUCUCCGAUUUAAGUGAACAGAGAGAAGCACUACUUCGCACUCAACGGCGAUUGGACAACGCAAACGAGGACUUGAGCAAGUCAGGAGCUGCGAUUCGCGCCAUUCGACGGAAUGUCCUUUACAAUAAGAUCAUUUUAGUUGGAAUUAUUAUUCUGGAGGUUUUUAUUUUGGGGGCGUUGCUGUUUUUGAAGCUGAGGAAGUAGGGAGGCAAGCGGUGUUGAUGCUUUAUGCUUUUAUUCGAUUUAUUAAACUAUUUUUGCUAUUGUAUGAUAA